This is a messenger RNA of Anguilla anguilla (European eel), 3524 nucleotides long. It is a transcript of the gene vcam1b, whose product is annotated as vascular cell adhesion molecule 1b. The record is from RefSeq and is a predicted model, not a curated record. Gene Ontology annotation, biological process: cell-cell adhesion. Gene Ontology annotation, cellular component: membrane. Gene Ontology annotation, molecular function: integrin binding. Bases 143 to 2602 code for a protein of 819 amino acids. The transcript has 10 exons. Lineage: Eukaryota; Metazoa; Chordata; Actinopteri; Anguilliformes; Anguillidae.
CGUCGGAAUCCCCUCAGAUGCAGGCUAUAAAAUCCUUCAUCCCAGUUACAGACCCAGCAUUGCACUGCUGACAGAAGCAGGGAAACGAAUAAUCGCGUUGGAUAUCAUAUUAACCUGUACACAUUCAAAUCAACUUUAAACAAUGGAGUUUACUAUAAUGAUGAUUUUGGCAUUACCUGUGGCAGCGAAUUCAUUUGUUAUGGAAUUGGAGCCACGUAAUACGGUGUUACAAGUUGGCGACAGGCAGGUGCUGAGAUGUAGCGCCAGGGACUGUUCCGAGAGCACCACCCUCACCUGGGCUUCCCUCGAAGAUAAGCCGCUUUCCGGGAGCGUGGAAAAUCCCUCCGCAUCGGAAUCCCUCCUCAUCUUUGAUCCCGUAUCCGCAGCGCAUGAUAACACGUUUGUUUGCAAAGUCAGUUGCGGGAAUAAAAGGAAACAGAUGUAUGCAUCCGUUAAAGUUUAUUCUUUCCCAAGAGAACCUUUCAUUUCGGGGAAUGGCCACAUGCUGGUGGGUGAAGCUACUCUCACCUGUGAGGUGCCGGCAGUCUAUCCUCCAGAGUACAUGGUGAUUGAGUGGUUGCAGGGCGGGAGAGUCCUUCACACCGACGAGGGAAGAGCAGACAUUUCAACUGUCACCUCCAGAUACAAAUACAUGGCAACAAGCGAAGACAAUGGAAAAGCUAUUACUUGUAGGGCCCGGCAUACUUUUGAAGGGGUUCCUGAGGAUGAGAGGAUAAAGGAAACCACGGUUUCUUUGAAUGUGAUGUAUGCACCCAGGGAUAUUAGGAUAUCAGAGACAGCCGUGGUGAAAAUGGGAGCAAAUUUGACACUGGCAUGCACUGCAGAAGGAAACCCACGGCCAGUGACAGUGUGGAGGAAAGUUGGGCCUGCAGGCCAGUCUGUCACAGUGGGUGAAAAUGAGACUCUCGUCUUCGGUCAUGUGACAGUGUCCCAUGCUGGCACCUAUGAGUGUGAGACAAAAAGCAUGCUGGGAAACCUCACAGCCACGGUGAAUGUCACUGUGCAAGGUCCUCCAAGGAACACUUCCAUCACAGUGAGCCCGGCCAGGGAGCUGAAGGAAGGGGACAACGUGACCAUUUCCUGCUACACGGACAGCGUACCAGCGGGCUGUCUGGUUCUGCGCAGGGUGUCUGAGGGUCAGAAAACGGACCUACAGACCAGCUCUGACUCCACCACCUCCAUCUCCCUGCCCUCUGUCCAGCUGUCUGACUCAGGCCUGUACGAGUGUGAGGCCCUCAAUGAACACGGGAGCCAGGCUGCCAGCACCCAAGUGACUGUCGAAGUCCACCCCCUUGAGGUGGAGCUGAGCCCAGGGGACGGUGUGAUCACUGUGGAGAGAGGGGCCAGCGUCAUCCUGGCCUGCAGGGCCACGGGCUGUCCCUCCCCAGCCUUCUUCUGGAAGAGCCCGCUGGAUGCGUCCGUUCGCCGCCGGAGCCAGACCCAGGGGCCCCUCUCCCAGCUCUUUCUCAGCCCAGUGGAGCUCCAGGAUGAGAGAGCCUACACCUGCGAGGUCAAGUGCGGCUCAGUCCUGAAGUCAAAGGGCACAGAGAUAAAGGUCUUCUCCUUUCCCUCAGACCCGGUGAUUGAGAGCAGUGGCGCUCACGUGGAGGGAGAGGUGUCCACCCUGCGCUGCAGCGUACGGGACGUCUUCCCCGCCGAACGCCUGCGGGUGGACUGGUUGGACGAGGAGAGGCUCCUGCUCUCAGAGGAGGGCUCCUUCUCCAGCAGUCUGCAGAACCUGACCUCCACACUGACCUUCACGCCCACGGCAGGGCACCAGGGCAAACGGGUCACCUGCAAGGCUACUUUUCAAAUGGAGGGUGUCCCCAGGAACAGGACUGUGAGGACUGCUGUGACCACUGUGACGCUUCAAUAUGCCCCCCGGAACACAUCCAUCACAGUGAGCCCGGCCAGGGAGCUGAAGGAAGGGGACAACGUGACCAUUUCCUGCUACACGGACAGCGUACCAGCGGGCCGCCUGGUUCUGCGCAGGGUGUCCGAGGGUCAGAAAACGGACCUACAGACCAGCUCUGACUCCACCACCUCCAUCUCCCUGCCCUCUGUCCAGCUGUCUGACUCAGGCCUGUACGAGUGUGAGGCCCUCAAUGAACACGGGACCCAGGCUGCCAGCACCCGAGUCAUUGUGAAGACACCCCCCAGGAACACCACGGUCCAGGUGUUCCCAUCCUCACAGGUGCAGGAGGGCCAGAAUGUCACCAUCUGCUGCAGGACAGUCAGUUUCCCUCCGCCUGCGGUGAUCCUGAGGAAACUGGACGGCGGCGCGGAGCUGUACUCUCCCAAUGGCACGUUCCUCCUGCUGAACCUCACCCUGCGUGACACGGGCCUGUACCAGGUCAACGUCACCAACGACCUGGGCUACGAGACAGAGGUCUUCACCAUCAGCGUCAUGGAGAGACAGUCAAGCCCUCCGCCUAGCUGGAAUGACUUUAUCGUCCCUGUCAUUGGGGUGGCUGCCGUGGUGACCGCGGUGGCCAUGACUGGCCUGGCCGUCCACUACCUGAACCAGGCUCGUAAGCGGGGCCUGUACGAGCUGGCGAAGUCCACGCCACGCACCGUCUAACUACCUGGAAAAGAAGGGGGUUUCCUCAAAGUCUUCACCCUGGCACCAAAGGAAGCUAGCUGUGCUGCUGAUGAUGAAGGUAUCACGAUGGUGUCACAGCACUGGCGCUGAAGGGUUUAAUUUUUGAGGACGUCUGCGGGGAGCAGGGCCGUUUGCUCCUGGACAGGAACGCUGUAUGCACGCACUGCUUGUACAGUUUUGCUGCUGUACACAGUGGGAGCUCCCAGUGCGUUACAAGCUGUUCGCUCAGCUUUGUCUUGGAGACUUCUCCCGGAUAAACACUGAAAGACUGAAGAGACUGUCAAAUGAAUGCCAGCCAUGUUUGCUAUCCCAUCCUUCUGUUUCUAGGCAGCUUUUUACCCUAACCACUGAACUGAACAUUGCAACAGGAAGGAUGAAUGUGAUUUACUCCAUGAUAAGUUAGUUUAAUUACAUGAGGUGUGAUAAAUUGUAAAAAGUUAAUAGCACUUAAGAAUAUCUUAAUUACAACUCUACUAAACAAACACCCAUUGAAAGAACGUUUGAACUUUAUUAAACCAGCAACUGAAUUAGUAAUGCUUUCUUCAGUAUGAUGUACAUUCAAAGUUCAGUCUAAUUACAUCUCUGUUGCUAUUUUACACAAAUGCGUCACACCUUGCUCUGUGAUUGUACUGUGAGAGAAAUGUACUAGGUGUCAGAUUCAGGUUACUGUAGAACAGUAACAAGACUACGUGUCCCCAUUUAUCACUGUUUCCAGUUAAGAAGCAGACACAGCUACUGUACUAUUUGGGAGAAUUCUAUGGUAACAGAAUCACAGAAUAUUCACAUAGAAAAGGGAAUAUGAAACCUGGUCAGUCUAAUACUGUUUGCAGCCAUGCUGAAUCUAGUAGGGCCAGUUCUGGUACGUUUAUAUUUUUGGGAAGUAAUUCGAUAAGCGAGUAAC